AUGGUCACUUUGACAAAGUUGGAAAAGAUCAGGAAAGAAGAAAAGGCCAAGGAAUUCAAGCCUUUGAUCGACGAUCUCAUAAACUGCACUGAUGAAGAAUUUGUGGAAAAACUGACUCGAAUUGUAGAGUGGGAUAGAUCGAGAGAUGACCUCUACACAUGGAUUCCGGUUCUCAACAGAAUCGAUGACAUCUUGAAUAAAAUCCUCGAUCGGUAUUCCUACCGCAGCGCGAAUCGAAAAACCGAACCCGUGAAACUAAUCACUAUGAAUCUUAAGGACGAAGCAUGUACCAAGGAGUUGUUGUGGUUCAGUUGCCGUCUGCUGAACAACAGCUGCAAUCGGUCAUUAUAUUCCUCCUUAGACGUUAUGAGCCAUCUUUUGAACUGUCCGAGCUAUGGAGUCAAAUUGGGCGCAAUGAAAGUCAUCGCCAUCAUGGGAGAGCAGCAGGUAGUCUCCCGGCAAAAAAUAGACAACAGAAACCUGCUGGGCAACAAGGACUUGAAACGAAAAGCUCUGGAUUUGGCACUAGCGCUUCCGUCAUCUACCACAGAUGAUAAUAUGGAUCAUUUCGCUUUGGUGGAUCUGUAUUUUGAUAAGAAGAAAUACCCUUCCAAGUGGUCGAAACUCAACUUCAGUUAUUAUACGUCAUCAUCCAAAACGCAUUUACCCACCAAACCAGGUAGUGGAGCAUUAAAGCAGUUUUUGAUGAGUGCGGAAGAGAUUUCAAGCCUCUCUCUUCAGCAACUCUUCGACAAAGGGAUGGCAGAAAUUCCAUCUGAGAGGUGGUUUGAUUUUUCGUUGCAGGCCACAAUUGCUAAAGCAUUCUGCGACAACACUUUCGAGAAUCUUGCUCUAAGAAACCUUAUUAUACAAACCAAAUUCAAUGCCACAGCUUACAUCAAUGCCGUCUACAUUCCAGCACAAGUCAGUUCACAAUUGUUUGAGGUCGAUCCCUAUGCUUUCAACACUUUAACCGACUUCAUUGCGUUGUCUGAACGAAGAUUACCAAAAGAUUUGAGAAUGGAUGCGCUUUUCUGCUUAGAAUGUGUGUCGCUCAAACAUAUAUGGUGUUCUGAUAUCGUGAGAAACCUAGGUGGCAACAUGUCACACGGGCUUCUUUUCCAAAUUCUGAGAUACAUUGCAAAGCUACUGAGGGACAAGAAUCAUGAAGAACUAGAUGAAGAAUAUAAUGUCAGGUUUUUCUACCUCGUGUCCAACUUGGCAGACGUCAAAACUCUACAGGAUUCGCUGCUGACGGCGGGAUUGAUCCCGAAUUUGUUAGAGGUAAUCUCCAUAAAAGAUUCACCUUUCAAACGUACGCUAGCAUCUGCAACUCAUCUCUUGGAGGUUUUCAUUGAUGAUGCUGACGCAACUACAGAAUUUAUUUCAAACAACGGCUUCAAUAUCUUGAUUGAAUGCAUAAAUGAAGAAGUCACGUUUGCACUUGAACACCCAGAAUUUGGAGAACCACCGAAGUAUCCGACUGUGUACUAUUCCAUCUCUUUCAGACAGCUGGGUUAUAUUAGAAGCCUGUUGAAGUUGGUUUUGAAGCUGCUCAAGACAGAUUCUGGAGAUAGAAUCAGAAAUUUGAUUGAUUCACCUAUUCUCGUUGCUCUCAACAAGAUAUUGGAAAACAGACCUGUGUUUGGUUAUACCCUUAUCACGUAUGCAUUGGAUGUGGUUCAGACUAUCAUCAACACCGAGCCUACCAUCUACCCCAUUUUAGUGGAGUCAAAGACAAUUCCGUAUAUCUUUGAACAUUUCCAAGACUUUUUGGGACCAUCAGGAGAACUGCUCUCACUCUUACCGGAAGUAAUAUCAGCAUUAUGCUUAAAUGUCGACGGUUUAAAUCAAGUCAAAGAGAAAAAGCUUCUCAACUAUUUGUUUGAGAUUAUUAAGACUCCAGAGCUUGCAAAAAUCAUGUCUUGGGAAGAUUCCGCGAUAGAUCUUGGCACCUCCAUCGAUGAACUCGCUAGACAUUACCCCGACUUGAAGACAGAGAUCGAAGCAAAUUUUCAAAGCGCCAUCAAGACCCUACCCGAAAUUAUAGAGUUCAAUCAGCCUUAUGUCUACAGGUCCACAACAGGUGAGGGAGAGUUUUAUCGCUCAAAAACGGAUAAGAUCGUGGAUAAUGAACUCAAUGGGUUUGAGAUAGGAGCUGGGGCUAUUGAACAACCUUUUUCGGUUCUAGACUGCUUCUCGGCUGUUUUCUAUGGGCUUACGUUAGAAAAUGUUUCUUGGGCGAGUCUUGCGGACAAAAUAGACAUAAAAGACAUGCUUAGGUUGAUUAUUCAAGAGAGGCCACCUUUCGACUACGUGGGAUCUCAGACCUUGCUCAAUUUCUCGGACAUACUCAAACUAUUUGACGAUGAACGCAGAAACUAUGCCCUUCCGGCUUUAAUGAGUCUUCUCUCCGAAAAACUGACAGAGCUGGAUGACUUUCUAAAUUAUCCUUUUGAGAAUUCGUAUGUUCUAUCUUCCACUUAUGAUGAGCUUGAUGAAACUCUGCGCAAACUCUCAGUGAUAAAUGUUAUUCUCUAUGUCAUAACAGACAUAUAUAUCAACAUUGCGUCACUGUUUCCAAUCCGGGUGCUUCAAAUCAUGGAAUUCUUCGAACACAAUGGUUUUGAGCUAAUAACAAAGCUUCGACUGUUGUUUCAGCGAAGCGCAUUAGAAGACAUGUAUAUGCGCAAUCGGUUACCAGAAGAAGUUGCCAGUGAGACUACCGUCAAACCGAUUGGUAAUACCCCACCAUUGACUUUGUACGCCAGCAAACCUAAAAAGAUGGAUGAUCCACCCGCCAAAACCUCAGCGAAAUUCAAAAACACCCUUCAGGAGCGCCACCUAUUCGUCAAAAUGCAAUCAUGGGUUUCCAUGCUUUUCAGAUGCUUCUUGAGAAUGACACAUGCCAGGAAAAUGACAAUAGAAGCAUCCGAUAGGGCACUUGAGAUAAGGAUUUUUGAUACGGCAGUUACCGAGAUUGUGAAGAUGAUGGACUUGAAAUAUCUAGACACUCACUUGAGUUACUUCUUGGUCCUUUUCAACUUCAACACGUUCGUCUUCACAUUUCCUAAUGUGACGACCUCAGUUGGAGGGACUUUACAGACCAUUCCUGCUUUCCUCUUUUACCAAAGUAAAGGCUACCAAGUUUAUUUUGAUGCAAUCAAGCGGCUUUUCGCGAGGCUUCAAAGCUAUGAUAACGUCGAGAGCAUAGAACAGUACGACUAUGUCAAGGACUCGCCAGAUGUUUUGACUGCAAGUGCCAUCAUAAACGCUUUGUCUUUUCUCAACAAGUCGAUUCAGAUGGACACAAUGGAAAACAUCAGAAACACGAAGGAAUAUUAUCCUUUUGAUGAGGUUUACUACAACCUAACUACUGCCAUUAUUGUCCCCAUUAAGAUUUUGGCUUUAGGAAUCGUUGAUGAAAUAACGAGGAAUUAUGCUGUAUUCGAAAACAGCUCCAACAGAUUACCAUAUUCAGUCUUCAAACAGCUGUUAAGCCUGAUUAAAAACGUUUAUAACAAUGCAUCCGAAGGUGAGGAACAUGAGCUUUACGAACUAAGAUGGGAUCUCAUGCCUCCAUCCCUACGGAAAAUAAAAAUGCUUAUGGCAUGUGGAGUGACAGAAGAAAUUGCAAGAGGCUAUCUGGAGGAACAGAGAGAUGAUUUGCCUAUACAUGUCAAGCCAGAUGUUUUCUCUGACGACGAAUGGACAAAGUAUAAGACUCUCAAGGAAAGCGGGGACUGGCACACUGAUCUGAGGGUGUUAGAACCUCAGUACAAAACCUAUUCUUCCGUUAGCGAUCUGAAUAACUUGCGCUCAAACUUCUACUCCGAUGGGUUUGAGGAUCGCAUUUUACAGCUGCUACCUUCGUACCCUAAGCUGAUUAAUGCCAUAUCACAUAUGAUCCUUCAGAUUUUGAAAGAGGUUGACAAAUCUCCCACCAGUAUUGUCGCAAAACUUCUGACCAUGAUGCGUGGCAUUCAACUUGAUAACUCAUCAGUCCUUGCUCCUAUGAUUCACCUUUUUGGUAUACUUCUGAACAACAAAGGCAUUUACGAAGAUUGUAAGGAGUACAUGGAGGAGUUCGUCUCAUACUUGAAAGAAUCUCUUCGUCCGGAGUACGUCAGUACGGCUUGGUUUUCAAAGGCCCUCUACGUUUAUGAGAUAAUUUUUGCCAAAUCCGAGGCGCCAAAGUCCAAUUUUUCUGCUGGCAGUUUUGAAGAGAAAUUCCAUGUCACUUGCCCACCUCUAUUAAGUGCCUUCGAGAUAUCAGCCGAAGUCAAACUAGAGAUAUUCAGUUCUCUGAUCCGAGUGGAUGAAAUAUCGGACUUUUAUUCUGCCCUUGCGAUUUCUCGCAUACUUAUAUUAUAUGCCAAAGAUCAGCAGUACGCUUAUGAGGUCACACAAUCUGGCGUUCUCUCAAAGCUUUUGAAAACAAUUGGUGUCUUUCAAAAGUCAGAAAAGAUUAAUUACCUUGAGUCGUCAUUUCUUCUGCUAGUUAGAAGGUGUUUUGAAAAUGCAGACACUGUCAAGAACUUAAUCCACUAUGAACUCUCGAGGGCCUUCACAACGAGGGCGAUUGGUGACUCAAAGGAAAAACCUAGAGAUCUUGCUGGCUUAGUAUCAGAAAAAGCUAACGUCGUGAUGCGAGACCCAGAUGUCUUCAUCAAUAGCCUCUGCGAAACAGCAAGGUUCGAAGAUUUUGAUAAUCCCGGUGCUCUGCAAAAUUUGAGCGUUCGUAGAAACUUGAAAGAACGCGACGAAGAAAUGAGUGAUAUCAAUUCUCAAUCUGAAGGGAAAUUGACUUUGAGCAACAGGACCGGUAUAGUUCAUCUCCUCUUGUCACAAUUGAUGGCUGCAUGCAAGAAGGACUGGACUUCUGAGCCUCCCAGGGAAGAUGAAAACGAAGACGCAAAAAAGAAAGACGAAGUAAAUGUUGGCAGAAACCCCGUCUGUGCCUACAUUGUAUUCUUACUGAAAGUUUUGAUUGAACUCAUAGGCAGCUACAAACAAAGCAAGUUAGAGUUUUUGACCUUCAACAAAAGAAAUUUGUACGUGGAAGCGCCCAAGCCGCGAACGACUGCCCUCAACUUUAUUUUAUAUCAGCUUCUUGACACCGAAAGCCGUGAUCAGGAUAAACAUUACACCGAGAGAAAAGAAGUUGUCGGAAAACUUGCUCGCGAUCUUGUGGUAAGCUUCUUAUCCUCCGUGCAAGAUCAGGAAACUCAAAAAAAUGACCCAAAGUUAACAGAUCCGGACAUGACCUAUAUCAGAAAAUUUACUAUUGAGUCCGUAACGAAGGCCUUGAAAACAGCUGCAAGAUCCUCGAAGAGUUUAGAGACUAAUGUUGGUAAGCUCUAUGGCUGGCUUCACCUCAUAACGUCGUUCCUAAUAACUGAUCGAAGCUAUCUUCACUCUGUUCUUGAUUCAAACAAAACUUACGUCGACAAGUAUCAGAUUGGCAAACUAAUGAUAGACAUGAAUGUUCCCACUACGAUAGCUGAAUGCAUGGCGCUAUUGGAUCUUAACUAUCCAUUUUCCAAGCGUCUCUUCAACAAAAGCGUUGAGCCUCUAAAUGCCAUGAACGAAACCCGGAGUAGAUUUUUUGAGCUCUUCAAAAUAGAGAAUCUAGAUGACGAUGAUGACGUUGAUGACGAAUCUGAGAAAGAGGAGCAUUCUGAUAUGUUUAGAAAUUCCGCAUUGGGGAUGUACGAUGUCGAAGAUAUAGAGGACGACGAAGAUGACGACGCCUCACUCAUCGGUGAAGACGAUGACAUUGCAUUUGUCGAAGGUGAGGAUGGUGAGAUUGAAGUUGUUUUUAGCGACGAUGAAGAGGAUCAUCGCCAUCAUCAUCAUCAUCGUCAUCAUGGAGACGACGCGUCUGACUCUCAGCAUGAUGGGGAGAUUGAAGAUCUUGAUGAUUCUGACGAGAGCAUGGAAUAUAACUCUGAAGAUGAUGACGACCUCGAUUUAAAUUCGGAGCCACAAUCGCAUGAUGGUCAAGACGACACCGAAGGCAGUGGGUCUUCUUACUAUUCAGAUGAUGAAGACCCAAUGCACUUUGUCGGGGUUCACGAUGACGUCAGUGGUCAAGUAAUAGACGUGGACCUCGGUAGCUCUGAGCUGGAUGAAAGCGACUGGGAAUCUGGACUUUCGGAACUCUCUGGAUCAGAAGAUGGUACCUCUGAGGACGAUUUCAAUGAGGAUGGCAGCGGACGAGAACGAUGGUUGGCUGACGAGGGCGACAUGGAGGAGGAUUCCGAUGAAGAAGGUAGAGGACUUUUCACUGGAAUCCAGCACGUUUUUUCUCCAGAGCCUCAGUACUUUAGAAUUCAUGGGCAUGGGCACGGAAGUCACCGUAGCCAGCACCACGGGGGUCGCCGUUCGGAGUUUUCAAUGGUUGCUCCAUCCAUUAGUCUUUUGAAUGGAAAUCGGCGGUCGCAAAGCAUUCUUAUGAACCCAUUGGGGCCGUCUGGACUGGAAGAGAUUGAAAAUGGAAUCCUCAAUCAGCUGAACAGCGUCGGAAACACCAAUCGACUACGAAAUGACACCGGCUACCUUUCAGAUGUGUUAUUCAACGGUGAGUUCUUUGACGAAAAAUCGUCUUCCGGUAUCGUUUUAAAGUCUACGACGGCUAGAUGGAACGAUAUUUACGAAAUGUUUUACGACUCCAAAACCUACGUCAACAAUGUCAUUCCCACAAUCGUCGAGAGAAUCUUCCAGCCAAGCUCGGACCUUUAUGUGAGAAAGAGGAAUGAGGCCUUGGAAAAGGAUCAGGUACAAAGAAAGAAGCGCGAAGAGGAGAUCAAAUUGGCAGAAUCCAAAAAGCGAAAAGCCGAAGAAGUGAAUGAAGAUGAUUCGGAGGGUGGUAAUGAGUCGGAAAUUGAAUCCGACCAAAACGCAGAAGGACUAGAACCUGUGCUGGUUGAUAUUGCAGGCGAGCAAGUUGAUAUCGCGGGAACCGACAUUGACCCUGAAUUUAUGAAUGCCUUGCCUGACGAAAUGAGGGCGGAGGUGUUUGCUCAACAUAUCCGCGAACGCCGUGCCGAAGCCCUAGAGCAGUCAGUUACUUCACGGGAGAUAGACACUGACUUUUUAGAUACGAUUCCAGAAAACUUGCGUGAGGAAAUCUUGGAGCAAGAGGCCGCAGAAUCAAGAUUUUCAAGACUUAUGAGCAAUACCCAUGAAAGGGAUGACGACGAAAGUCAUAACGAAAAUGAACACAACAACGAAGAGGAAGAGGAUCGCCCUGUGAAAAAGAAGUCUGAGAAAACUUUCUUCUCGCCCCUGGUUGAUCGCUCUGGAAUCUCUGCUCUCAUGAGAUCACUUUUCAUCUCCCAGCCUUACUUAGCUCGGGAAGCUUACCAUGAACUUUUCUUCCGCUUGUGUUCAAGCAAGCAAAAUAGAAGCGAUAUCAUAAACAUUUUGAUGCUUAUCCUCACUGAAGGUAUUAACGACCAAAAAUCUAUGGAGAGCGUUUAUAAUAUGAUUUCGAACAGAGCAUUAGGGACCACAAAACCAGGAUGUAACAGAAUGCUUCCUAUUGAUUGUACGCCACUGACCCUUGCUAAUCAAACUAUAGAAGUAUUGCAAAACCUGGUGGAGACGGAAUGUAGGAUGAAAUACUUCUUCAUCACCGAACAUGAAAAUCUGCUCAUCAACAAAUCGCCUUUAAAGAGCAAGAAGGACAUUUUCACUAGAAAUAUGAAGUGGCCAAUCAACUACCUCUUCAGUUUGUUCGAGAAGAAAAUCAUCACAGAUGAGUCUGUUUUGCUGGAUUUGCUAACUCGAAUUCUACAGAUUAUUACAAAGCCGAUCUCUACUAUCGCGAAGACAGCAAACGAAGGGUCGCAGAAAAAAUUUACUGUUCCGGAUAUUGAAAGGAAGCACUUGGAGGCAGUAGUGUCCGUCAUUAGACUAGAUGCUUGCAACACGAAAGUAUUCCAGCAAGUUCUCAAUAUCAUGACGCAUCUGUCAAACGUUAAGGGAACUCAGGACAUUUUUACUGAAGAGCUUUGCGCAUUAGCCAUACAGACUGCAGAAGUCCUAAAACCAGACUUGGAUGCAUUGAAAUCAGAGAUCUGUGAGGUUGAAAGCGGGGUUGAAAUUAACUAUGAAAUGAUACAGAAGUUCACGGCUCACAGCUCAGAUCAAGCAAAACUUUUGAAAGUGUUGACUGCCAUUGAUUACAUUCACACCAGUAAGAAAAAGUCAGGUGAAAUCGAUGUUGACGCACUAAUGGGUCUUUACGAUAAAAUCAAGCUAGGCGGAAUAUGGACUUCGCUAGGCCACUGCCUGGAAAAAUUCGAAAAGCGUCCCGCUUUAAGUUCAUCCGCAAACAUUCUCCUUCCUUUGAUUGAGUCCCUUAUGGUUGUGUGCAAGCAUAGUAAAGUAAGGGAUUCUAAGGACACUUUAAAAUACGAGGAGAGAAAGUCUGAUUUCAGCGAGAUUGCCGCUGAAAAUACGUUCUUCGCAUUUACGGACCUGCAUAAGAAGCUGUUGAAUCAAAUGAUCAGGUCCAAUCCGAAGUUGAUGAGUGGGCCAUUUGCUCUACUUGUCAAAAACCCUAAAAUACUUGACUUUGACAACAAAAGAUAUUACUUUAUCGCAAAACUUCGAACCAGCGCUCAAGAAAAACCUAAGCUGUCCAUUUCUAUUCGUCGCGACCAAGUCUUCCUCGAUUCCUACCGAUCGCUAUUUUUCAAAUCAAAUGAGGACAUCAAGAACUCUAAGUUGGAAAUAAAUUUCAAGGGUGAAGCUGGUGUUGACGCUGGCGGGGUGACCAGAGAGUGGUACCAAGUUUUAUCGCGUCAAAUGUUCAACCCUGAUUACGCGUUGUUUUUGCCAGUCGCCUCUGAUAAGACUACCUUCCACCCUAACCGAACAUCUGGUAUCAAUCCUGAACACUUGUCUUUUUUUAAGUUUAUUGGUAUGAUCAUUGGUAAGGCUAUCUGCGACCAGUGUUUCUUGGACUGUCACUUCAGUAGAGAAGUCUACAAAAACAUUCUAAGCAAGCCCGUGGCCCUUAAAGAUAUGGAGUCCUUGGAUCUCGACUAUUACAAAUCGCUAAUUUGGAUUUUGGAGAACGACAUCACCGACAUUAUUGAAGAAACUUUCUCGGUUGAGACAGACGAUUACGGAGAACAUAAAACAGUCGAUUUGAUCGAGAAUGGACGUGACAUUCCCGUUACUGAACAAAACAAACAGGACUAUGUUAGGAAAAUUGUUGAGUUCAAGCUUCACACCUCAGUGAAGGAGCAAAUGGAUAAUUUCCUGCUCGGAUUUUACGCUAUUAUUCCUAAGGACUUGAUUUCUGUUUUCGAUGAACAAGAACUCGAACUGUUGAUCAGCGGUUUGCCGGACAUUGAUGUUGAUGACUGGAAGAACAAUACCAACUACGUCAACUAUACUCCCACUUGCAAGCAAAUCAACUACUUCUGGAGAGCGGUUAGAUCGUUUGAUAGUGAGGAGCGUGCCAAGUUGUUGCAAUUUAUCACUGGUACUAGUAAAGUUCCUCUAAGUGGCUUUAAAGAAUUGACAGGUGUUAACGGUAUUAGCAAGUUUUCCAUUCACAGAGACUACGGAGCUACAGACAGAUUGCCGUCCUCGCACACUUGCUUCAAUCAACUAGAUCUUCCAGCCUACGAUUCUUACGAAACCUUGCGGGGUUCCCUGUUGCUGGCCAUUAAUGAAGGACACGAAGGUUUUGGCAUUGCCUGA
Lachancea meyersii CBS 8951 is the source of this 9723-nucleotide messenger RNA. Lineage: Eukaryota; Fungi; Ascomycota; Saccharomycetes; Saccharomycetales; Saccharomycetaceae. The record is from the annotation of a GenBank genome assembly.